Molecule: messenger RNA, 3287 nt
Organism: Manis javanica (Malayan pangolin)
Lineage: Eukaryota; Metazoa; Chordata; Mammalia; Pholidota; Manidae
Gene: GRK2
Product: G protein-coupled receptor kinase 2
Biological process (GO): regulation of the force of heart contraction; G protein-coupled receptor signaling pathway; protein phosphorylation
Molecular function (GO): G protein-coupled receptor kinase activity; ATP binding; G protein-coupled receptor binding
Source: RefSeq, a predicted model, not a curated record
GCGGGCGCCGAGGGGGCGAGCGGGCAGCGGCGCCCGAGGCCGACGGAGCGGCCGGGCCGAGGCGCCGAGCCGAGCGGAGCGGAGCCGAGCGGCGGGAGAGGCCGCCGCCGCCGCCGCCAAGAUGGCGGACCUGGAGGCGGUGCUGGCCGACGUGAGCUACCUGAUGGCCAUGGAGAAGAGCAAGGCCACGCCGGCCGCGCGCGCCAGCAAGAAGAUCCUGCUGCCCGAGCCCAGCAUCCGCAGCGUCAUGCAGAAGUACUUGGAAGACCGGGGCGAGGUGACCUUUGAAAAGAUCUUCUCCCAGAAGCUGGGGUACCUGCUCUUCCGGGACUUCUGCCUGAAGCACCUGGAGGAGGCCAAGCCCCUGGUGGAGUUCUAUGAGGAGAUCAAGAAAUACGAGAAACUGGAGACAGAGGGGGAGCGCCUGGCGCGCAGCCGGGACGUCUUUGACACCUACAUCAUGAAGGAGCUGCUGGCCUGCUCGCAUCCCUUCUCAAAAAGUGCCAUUGAGCAUGUCCAGGGCCACCUGGUGAAGAAGCAGGUGCCUCCAGAUCUCUUCCAGCCGUACAUUGAAGAGAUUUGUCAGAACCUCCGAGGGGAUGUGUUCCAGAAAUUCAUCGAGAGCGAUAAGUUCACACGAUUUUGCCAGUGGAAGAACGUGGAGCUCAACAUCCACCUGACCAUGAACGACUUCAGUGUGCACCGCAUCAUCGGGCGAGGGGGCUUUGGCGAGGUCUACGGGUGCCGGAAGGCUGACACAGGAAAGAUGUAUGCCAUGAAGUGUCUGGACAAGAAGCGCAUCAAGAUGAAGCAGGGGGAGACCCUGGCCCUGAAUGAGCGCAUCAUGCUCUCCCUCGUCAGCACUGGGGACUGCCCGUUCAUUGUCUGCAUGUCAUACGCAUUUCACACACCGGACAAGCUCAGCUUCAUCCUUGAUCUCAUGAACGGCGGGGACCUGCACUACCACCUGUCCCAGCACGGGGUCUUCUCCGAGGCCGACAUGCGCUUCUAUGCAGCCGAGAUCAUCCUGGGCCUGGAACACAUGCACAACCGCUUUGUCGUCUAUCGGGACCUGAAGCCCGCCAAUAUCCUGUUGGAUGAGCAUGGCCACGUGCGCAUCUCCGACCUGGGCCUGGCCUGUGACUUCUCCAAGAAGAAGCCCCACGCCAGUGUGGGCACCCACGGGUACAUGGCCCCCGAGGUUCUGCAGAAGGGUGUGGCCUAUGACAGCAGUGCCGACUGGUUCUCCCUGGGCUGCAUGCUCUUCAAAUUGCUGAGGGGGCAUAGCCCCUUCCGGCAGCACAAGACCAAAGAUAAGCAUGAGAUUGAUCGCAUGACACUGACCAUGGCUGUGGAGCUGCCCGACUCCUUCUCUCCCGACCUCCGCUCCCUGUUGGAGGGGCUGCUGCAGCGGGAUGUCAACCGGAGGCUGGGCUGCCUGGGCCGAGGGGCCCAGGAGGUGAAGGAAAGCCCCUUCUUCCACUCCCUGGACUGGCAAAUGGUCUUCUUGCAGAAGUACCCUCCCCCACUGAUCCCCCCGCGAGGGGAGGUGAAUGCGGCCGACGCCUUCGACAUUGGGUCCUUUGAUGAGGAGGACACAAAAGGAAUCAAGUUACUGGACAGCGACCAGGAGCUCUACCGAAACUUUCCCCUCACCAUCUCGGAGCGGUGGCAGCAGGAGGUGGCAGAGACGGUCUUCGACACGAUCAAUGCUGAGACGGACCGGCUGGAGACCCGCAAGAAAACCAAAAACAAGCAGCUGGGCCAUGAGGAAGACUAUGCCCUGGGCAAGGACUGCAUCAUGCAUGGCUACAUGGCCAAGAUGGGCAACCCCUUCCUGACCCAGUGGCAACGGCGGUACUUCUACCUGUUCCCCAACCGGCUCGAGUGGCGGGGCGAGGGCGAGGCCCCGAGCCUGCUCACCAUGGAGGAGAUCCAGUCGGUGGAGGAGACGCAGAUCAAGGAGCGCAAGUGCCUCCUUCUCAAGAUCCGAGGUGGUAAACAGUUCGUCCUGCAGUGCGACAGUGACCCCGAGCUGGUGCAGUGGAAGAAGGAGCUGCGCGAGGCCUACCGCGAGGCGCAGCAGCUGGUGCAGCGGGUGCCCAAGAUGAAGAACAAGCCACGCUCUCCCGUGGUGGAGCUGAGCAAGGUGCCACUGAUCCAGCGUGGCAGCGCCAACGGCCUCUGACCCGCCCCACCCUUCCACCUGCCUUUUAUAAACCUCUAAUUUAUUUUGUCGAAUUUUUAUUAUUUGUUUUCCCGCAAAGCGGAAAAGGUUUUAUUUUGUAAUUAUUGUGAUUCCCUGUGGCCCCAGCCUGGCCCAGCCCCCAGCGGGGCCUGCUUGCCUCGGCUCCUGCUGCCGCCAACCCGGCUACUGUCCAGCUCCCCCCAGCCCUAAACCCUGGGGCCUCCUGCUCCCAGUGUCUUCCUGUGGGGGCGGGAGGCAGCCCCAGGCAGCCCUGCCUGUCCUUACCCGGGGAUGAUACUGCAGAGUUGUGCCACCUCUGGCUCUGCUCUGUGCCCUCUGCACAGCUGGGUGGCCCAGCACCCUGCAGCCCAUGGGAGACCGCAGCACCGGGAAACUACAGGACUUUACCCGCUGUGGCCCCUCCUGUGACAGGGACGCAGCCCCACACUGUCCUGCCUCCAGCCAGUCGGUGGAGGGGCCCAUUGUCUCCCGGCCCCCAGGGCCCCCCGGGCUGGCGGGCUCCUGCCCCCUGGCUCCAGGAGAGCCACCGGCUGCCAGCCCUCCUGUGUUCCUGGGCACUUGGGCUCGGCCAGGAGGGCAGCGUGGCAGUGGGUGCUGCUGCCCUCACUGCAGACCUUCCCCACCAGGCGCUGGGCUCAGGGACCACAGAAAGGCAACUGCGGGUCCUGCCACACUGGCCCAGCCUUGCCCCAAGGUCACCCUGCUCCUGGGCUGGGCAAGGCCUCACCUGCCCGGGACCACUAGGGGCCAGCCUGGCCUGGCUUGGCUGGGCAGCACAGUGAGGGGCAGGUGGGCCAGCCCUCGCCACCCUAGGCCAGUGUGCCCAGGCGGGCCAGCCCCAUGGCCCCAUGCCCCGUCAGUGCCACCACCCACAGGGCGCCACCUUGCCCACCGCAUGCCCCCUCGUGCCUGUCACGCUGCCGUGUGUGGUCUUGCCCUGUCCCCCUGGGGCUGGGUCGGCACGCCCUUUCUGCCCAUCUACUCACUCCCCAGGGCGUUUCUUUGCCGAUUUUUGAAUGUGAUUUUAGAGUGGAAAAUGAGACUAUGAGUUUUUAUAAAAAAUGGUGCCUGACUCCUG